GUACGUGACGUCUGUGCCUGGUUGUGAUGACGGCCAUGAUGGACGACUGAAGUAAACAACCUAACUAGCGACAGAAAUGGAGACCUGUGUGAGAAUUUAACGAAGGAAGUGGCCUGCGAACAUCAGAAGUAAGAAGAAUGGAACAAGGAGUGGUGGAUAGCCCUGUGAUCCUGGUCAUCAAAGCACCUGAUCAGAAGUAUGAUGACCAGACUAUUAACUGCUUCCUGAACUGGACAGUAGAGAAACUGAAGACCCACCUUUCUAAUGUUUAUCCAAGCAAGCCUCUCUCGAAGGAUCAGAGGUUGGUGUACUCUGGAAAACUGCUCCAAGAUCACUGCAAACUCAGAGAUGUGCUCAGAAAGCAGGACGAGUUCCACAUGCUGCAUUUGGUGUGUGCUUCACGUAGUCCGCCCCCCUCACCCACCGCAUGCCGGAGGAGCGGAGGCAGCGGCCCCCAGCCAAUGACCCCUGGAAGCCCUUUCCCUGGUACUAACAGCCAAUCAGCUUAUACAGACGAGACCCUAGACAGGCUGACACAGGAUGCGGGACACGUCUACAACCACGCAUCCCCACAAGGAUAUGCAUGGGCCACGUGGAUGAGCGGGCACAGGCCAGACGUGCCCCACUACCCGCUGUACCCGCCCAGGACUCUGCUCUGGUGGCAGCAGCUCUACACUUGGCACUACCACAUGAGCUAUCAAACAUGGGCCGCCACAACCCUUUGGCCAUCACAGCAGCCCGCCCCUGUCCCAGCUACCCCACCCACAGAGGGGCAGGGCGCUGCCCGUGACGUCCCCCAGAACGCCCCAGUUGGGGAGGGGCAGAACGAGGAGGAUGUGAACCGUGAUUGGCUGGACUGGGUGUAUACGGCGUCGCGAGCUGUCAUUCUUCUUAGCAUUGUGUAUUUCUAUUCGUCCUUUAGCCGAUUCGUCAUGGUGAUGGGGGCCAUGUUGCUGUUGUAUCUGCAUCAGGCUGGCUGGUUGCCCUUUAACCUGGACAAUGAGCUCCAGGACCUCGCAGACCUGGCCAAUCAGGACGAGCCGAAUGCUGAGAACCACAAUGACUUGCAGGACAUGGAAAGGCUGGCAGAUGAAGACGAGGAGGAGGAGCAGAGAGGAGACCGGACAGAAGUUGCGGAGGAAGGGGGGAUGAACGCAGGCUUCCUCUCCUCCGCCUGGUCCUUCAUCACCACGUUCUUUGCCUCUCUAAUUCCUGAAGGCAUUCCCAAUGCUGUAAACUGACUGUCCCCAACCUCAGGGCCUCCACUGAAGCCCACACUGACCCCAUAUGGGCCCCUCCCCUGCUCACUGCCCUUCUCGUCCAAAGCCCUUCAGAACUGACAAACACCUGUUAGUGGUUCAGGUGUGGAAGCGACCGAGAGCACACAUGGACCAGCCUCCCCAGGUGGGGCUGUGAUGGCGUCUCGUACAAGUCUUGAACAAAUACACACCCAUUCAGGCAGUAUUGCAGGAGGGAUGGAGUUUGCGUAGCUGGGACUAGCAGAGAUUCAUGGAGCCUCCUCCUGGGAUAGAUGAAGCCUUGCUCUCUGGCCCGAUGCAUUUCACGCCUCCUAUAAGCUCAUUUCAAAUGGAGGAAAAAUAUUUUUAAGCGCAUUUUAUAAGUCUGUUUAGUAAUUCCCUUUCUAUCUUAUUUGAGAGGCUCAACACGUUAUGGAGAACAAACUCCAUAAAGCGCAGGUGCACGUGUCCUUGUUUUUAAAAACUAGCACUUAAAACAUUUGUUUUCCCCAUAAAAUUGAACAGUUUUGGAUUAAAAAAAACUUUAUUACCCCCUUUACCUUUGGUUCUGUUAUUUAGUAAGAAGCAGCUUUGAAAUUCCAAUACCAGCGCAAGGCACAUAGUAAAAAGCAGUACUAACAUGAACUAGCUAGUAAAGACAUCCAUGUCAUUCAGGAGACACUGACUACAGACGAUGUCUGACAAUCAUGAAACAUUAGCUGGGAAUUUCAUCCCAAAAAGUUCAAAUGUUAACUACCAUUCUCCUUGUUUUCAUGGACACAUGGUGGGGAAAUAUCAGCGCCAUCCAUGCAUAGUUCAAAUGAGGCUUCGCCUACUGACAGGGCAGAAUGCAGUAUGACAAAUAAUUUGUUAAUUGGAUUGUGAAUCUGAGCCACAUUCUUUCUUUCAUGAUUUCAGACAGGUACUGGACAGCUGAACUUCAUUUUGGUUCACGCUGUUGUCUACUAAACGAGUCAUAUUAUUCUCGUGUCAUCCGGAGGCCUGUUUGGAAAUGGCUGACAUUUCCCUCAGCGCUCUUUGCUAUGAAAGGCUUUUCACACAGGGAUGGAAAAAUGUCAUCCGAGGACUCGGUAUUUGUGAAACUGAAUGUGAAGGUAUCGGUCCAUUCCCCCGUAAACAUGUGGUCCAAAAAAUUGCAAGCCAAUUUGUGUCCUAUUAUUAAAAUUCCAUUAGCAUAAACAAAGUUAUACAAGGCAGUGACGUUUACACUGACAGAGUUUCUUUAAGAAUGGCCGCCAAAUUUGUUUUUACAGGUUAGUGGGACUAUGAAUAACACUACAACUAAACGCACAAAGGUGUAGUUUAGAGACCACUGAAGAGGUUCUGUGAGACGGCUAAUACAAAUUGUGCCAUGUUUGGCAGUGGACGUUUCGUGUUAGGCGUCUCAUAGAUUUUCUUCUGUCAGGACUAUUGUUGGCUGAUUUGGUUCGUGUGGUGGACCACGUUAAACUUACUCAGGCUCCUGUGCCUUGACAUACUCGCAGCGAUUCUGCUGCCUCCGCCAUGGUCCUGCUAGAACAGUUACUUCUAGGUUAAAAAUGUCCUGCCACUUACAAAACUCACCCACACACAUACAGAUAAUAAAUUGCCAAGUGGAUGUGGGUGCAAGGUAACUCCUUAAAGUGGGUGUAGACUGUCAAAUGGCAAAAUUGCAGCGUAGCAAGAAUGUCAGCGAGCACUGGACACGACUGAACGUGUAUACCAAAGCUGUUAAAUCCAAGAUAGUUAUUUACCUCUUGAGAGCCAAACAGACAUAUGUUAAAAGCACCGUUAGUCAUCACCUCAAGCCAACAUUACAAUUACUGACUUAACGAAAGUGCUUUUCGCACCAGCAGGUCUGGCCCUCAAAUGAGAAACACUAUACUUUUGUGAUAUUUGAAUUUCCCAGCACAAGCAAUGCGCACAAUAUUACUUCUGUUCUUUAAACAGAAAACAACAUAAAGUUAUAAAGUCUGUCAGCCUCCGAAUACGCAUAUAUACAUACACCUCCCACUCCCACAAAUAUCGAUCAUGUACUGUGUGUACUACAGCAGAAUGGAUCCACCUUGCUAUGUGUGGGUGUGCACCAAAAAAUAUGUAGGCCUGGUAUUUUUCAUUCAAGUUCAGGCAAACGGUUAACAGGUGGUAACAGCCGGUCUGAGUAAGAUGGCAGUGCACAGCAUCAUGCAACACUCAUCGUGUUUGUGGGGGAAUGAAUGAUGACUAAUGUCCAUGUGCUAUGUAAUUCUAAUCCCAAUAUAAAGAUUAUUUUAGCAAA
This is a messenger RNA of Electrophorus electricus (electric eel), 3516 nucleotides long. RefSeq names its product homocysteine-responsive endoplasmic reticulum-resident ubiquitin-like domain member 2 protein. NCBI's taxonomy places the organism in Eukaryota, Metazoa, Chordata, Actinopteri, Gymnotiformes, Gymnotidae. Gene Ontology annotation, molecular function: protein binding. Gene Ontology annotation, biological process: endoplasmic reticulum unfolded protein response. The record is from RefSeq and is a predicted model, not a curated record.